AACCAGUCAUUUCAAGCAAGCAAGUGAUAAGAAGCUUGAACCCUUUGAAUAAUACUCUUCAAAUAGUCCGUUUCAGUCAUAUUCAAUGGCAUCACUUCAGUGUAACAAGCCCGCUCAACAUGCCCCAUCCACUGUCUGUCAAAAGACCACCACCGUGACUUGCAACAAGGCCAACAAUGAGCACCACUCUUUCGCUGACAAAAUGAAAGAUAUGACUGGCAAAAUGUAUCACCAUGACAAUCACAAUUAUCAAUCUGCCUGCCAUGGCACCAAAACUCAACAAACAUGCCAUGGCACCAAAACUCAACAAACAUGCCAUGGCACCAAAACUCAACAAUCAUGCCAUGGCACCAAAACUCAACAAACUGCUGCAUGCCAUGGCACCAAAACUCAACAAUCUGCUGCAUGCCAUGGCACCAAAACUCAGCAAUCUGCUGCCAGCCAUGGCACCAAAACUCAACAAACUGCAUGCCAUGGCACAAGUGCAAGUGCUGCACAUGCUGGGGCUUGUGGGAAAAAAAAGGAAGGCAAUUUCAUGCAUAAGAUGCGUGAUCAAAUGAGAAGCAGGAGGAACAGGAACAAGGACGGAAGUUGCAGCUAUAGUAGCGACAGCAGCAGCAGUAGCAGCGAUGAAAGCGACAACGAAAACUGUGGAAGGACCAAGAAGAGAGGGAGCUGCUGAUGAAGUAAGCAGCAUAAAUCAAACAAAUAAGAGGUAGAAGCAAUAUACCCAAUAAGGAACUUCUGUUUCUCAGUGAGUUCUGUAUUUCACUUAAGAAAAAACAGAGGGCUAUGCUGUCUCUGUGUGAGUGUGUGUUUGUGAGGUGUGCUCCAUGAAUAAAUGCUACUCUAAUAGUUUUAUGUAUUUAUCAUUUACCUACUAAUGAGAAAAGGUUAUGAUUGUGACGU
Messenger RNA from Nicotiana attenuata, 909 nucleotides. RefSeq lists its product as uncharacterized. The transcript is spliced from 2 exons. The coding region runs from base 86 to 682 and encodes 198 amino acids. The record is from RefSeq and is a predicted model, not a curated record. NCBI's taxonomy places the organism in Eukaryota, Viridiplantae, Streptophyta, Magnoliopsida, Solanales, Solanaceae.